Messenger RNA from Lingula anatina, 3204 nucleotides. Its product is annotated as dual specificity mitogen-activated protein kinase kinase 6-like. NCBI's taxonomy places the organism in Eukaryota, Metazoa, Brachiopoda, Lingulata, Lingulida, Lingulidae. Gene Ontology annotation, biological process: stress-activated MAPK cascade; protein phosphorylation. Gene Ontology annotation, molecular function: ATP binding; MAP kinase kinase activity. The record is from RefSeq and is a predicted model, not a curated record.
UUCAUCCCGUGACGUCAGGGAGGGUUUUCCCUUGGAAUUCGAAGUGAUUCAGAUUGGGGCCUACUUCCUGUCACAGUUGCACUUGUUUUCUUAGAAAAUUACCCAGUGUUGUGGAUAAGGACACGGGGAUUUUAUACUGCGUUCUUUAUAGAGGAUUGAAGUUUACCCAAAGCGACGAUCAGAGGACCAGAAGUCUCAAACUACAAACUAUUUGAGAUGUGUUGUGGUUGAAGCUAGCCAAGCAUUAUGUCUACAGGAAGAACCAAAAAACCUCGACCAAAGCUUCAAUUUGAUCCUGCCCACAAUAAGCCUCCUGCAAGUCCACUCCCUCCCAGAGAUUUGGAUUCAAAGGCCACUAUAACAAUCGAUGACAAGUCCUUUGUAUGUGAAGCUGAUGACUUAGAGGCGAUAGUUGAACUAGGACGAGGUGCCUAUGGCGUGGUGGAGAAAAUGCGACACAGACCCAGUAACACAAUUAUGGCGGUCAAGAGGAUACCAUGCACAUUAAACAGUCAGGAACAGAAGCGACUGUUGAUGGAUUUAGAUGUAGCUAUGAGAAGUGGGUCCUGUCCAUAUACAGUGCAUUUUUAUGGGGCAUUAUUCCGAGAGGGUGAUGUAUGGAUAUGUAUGGAGGUGAUGGACCUAUCUCUAGACAAAUUCUACAAGAAAGUUUUUAAUCUUGGGAGAACUAUACCCGAGGAAGUCCUAGGGAAAAUUGCAAUAUCUGUAGUGAAUGCUUUGAGCUACUUACAAGUGGAGCUAAAAGUAAUCCACAGAGAUGUAAAACCCUCAAACAUUCUCAUCAAUGCCUCUGGUGUGGUGAAGAUUUGUGAUUUUGGCAUCAGUGGCCAUCUUGUAGACUCUGUAGCCAAGACAUUAGAUGCUGGCUGUAAACCAUAUAUGGCUCCUGAGCGUAUCAACCCUGGAAAGGGCCAGAAAGGUUAUGAUAUUAAAUCAGAUGUGUGGAGUUUAGGGAUUACAAUGAUUGAAAUUGCUACAGGCAAGUUUCCGUAUGCUCAGUGGGCAACCCCAUUUGAGCAACUCAAGCAGGUUGUUAAGGAUGACCCUCCAAAACUACCAGAAGGUGCCUUUUCUCCAGGAUUUGAUGAUUUUAUAGUUCAGUGUCUUCGGAAAGACCCUGCAGAGAGACCAAAUUACCAGAAAUUACUGGAGCAUCCAUUCAUUGUGGAGCAUACAGCUAAAGAGUAUGAUGCUGGGCCUUUUGUUAGUGAAAUCAUUAACAUGCCUCCUCCUCAACAACCUUACAAAUAAUGGGAAUUCUGACCCACCCUUACAACAUUUUCAAAUAGCCCAGUUUCUCCAUAGGAAAGAAGGAUUAGUACUUGUACAAACUCUUCUCUCUCAGAAAUAAAGGUGGUGCAGUUUAAAAGAGAUUUCUUCAGAGGACAAUUCUGAUCUCACACACAUGGUGAAAUGUUGGACAGAGGAGAAGUAUUCGAAUUGCCAUUUGGGAACUUAUAAAAACAGACCACUUGAUAAGGAAAAAACUUGCAUGAUGUUUGACUUGAGUAGAUAUCUGUACUAAUUAAGAACAAGUGUAAAUGUGGGAUUAUCCACAGGUUUCUGUACUGCAUCACACUGGUUUGUCAUUCAGCCAAAGCCCAGUGUCUGUGAUAGGACUUCAGAAACUGAGUUAUCACAAAGUUUUUCCUGAUGUUGCCCCAUAAAUGGGGUUUAUGAGGUCACUUCCUUUUAGGCCACUACCUGCAAGGAAGCAAUUUUUCUGGGGUAACUUCCAAUAAAAGGUUACUUUUUAUGAGGUCACGUCAAGUAAACAAGAUGAAGAGCUGCUGCAGUGAGGGGAUUAUUUUUACUUUUGUGAAGUGUCUUGUGUGAAAAGAUGUGAUUUUAGUAUAUCAAUAGCUAUAUGAAUGCCAGUGUGGAGGAAGAAAGCUUGUGCUUCAACAAGCUGGUAAAUAAUGUUGUGAUUUUGAAAAGACCAAAUGCUGUUAUUAAAAAAAAAAUAUGAAAAAAAUAGUGUAGCUUGUAUGUUAGAUUCAGUGUAAAUCAAGUCAGGGAAUUGGUCAGGUGUAAAAUUCACUAUAGAUAGCAAUAAAAAGCUGCUCUGUGUCCAGCAAGUGCAUAGUGACCAUCACAACCUGCAUUCAGGGCACUGCUCAGUUACAUUUGAUCAUUUACGUUAAAACUACAUAAGAGGCGUGAAGUACUGUCAUAAUUGAAAGUUAAUAUCAGAACCUUUCAUCAAGUAUCAAUUAUUGAAACUGAUUCAUUUUACUUCAUUUUGACGCAAGCAAUUGACCAGGUUCUUGCUGGCUUUGGAGGUAGAUGAUGUAAUGCACUUAGCCCAAACUGGCUAGCUGGACACUAAUACGGUAGUUUUGUAGUGUGACAAAAUGCCAAAAGCCCUCAGUGCAAGAACAAUGACAUGAGUUGAGUGGUUUGAAAUUAAGGUUAUUAAUUAUUAUUAUUAAGAUUUGGGAUAUGCUUUGAAGCUGUCACCAUGUGUAAAAUAUGGAUUUGAGUGAAAGAAUUUGGUAACAAUGAUAGCCUUUGAUUCUAGCUAAAAGAUGUGUAGAAGAAUUGUCACAUGACAAGACAUCAUAUUUGCUGGGAAAUUGGGCAAUAUACAAAACCAGCUUGGUAAUACAAAGACUGCCAGUGUCCAAGCCUAUGAUGAAGGGUCAAAAGAUAUAUGAACAAUUGUUUCUGUCACUGACAGCAAAUCGUUAGCUCUCUUGCAGCUAAAACACCUUCAGUGUCAGUAUUUAUUUCCAUUAAUGAAUCUGCCAGAUAUAUCUGCAGAUAGAUUUUCACCACCAUCACUUCUACCAUAUAGUACUAUUUACUUAAUUGCAAUUUUGUGGAAAGCUUUUUAGUUAAUGUCACAAUUUGCAUUUAUGACUAUCCAGACACCUGUCAGCUAACCAUGGAGAUAUUUUGUAUGCUGUGGUCCAAUGCAUAAAUGUGUGAAUUGUUCUGUGGAAUUUGAGAUUAAAUUAUGUGAAAGAGAAAGAUUAAACUGUUGUACUUGCAGGACCUGCCUCAGAUAGAAGUGAUUCAAUAUUUUGUAUCAUAAUUAUUAUCAUUACAUAGUUUAUAGCACUUAACUACAGUUUGAGAGACAGAUGUGUUAUCAUAUUUUAUGUCAGAUGCAAGCUAUAUUAUAUCAUUAUAUUUAUUCUUUGAAAAGGACAAGGGAAUAAAUACAGUAGUUGACAACAA